AUGGAGGAGGACGACGAGAUGAACGAUUGCAUCAGUGAUAUCGGGUCCGACGACCUGGACAGUCUCUUGACCUACGACUCAGACAACAGCCUGGAUGAAGAUCUAGUCGAUGAUGAGAAUGAUGAUAAAGAGUGGGAGCAAGAGAGUGUGGCAUUCGAAACCCUGGAUCCAAAGGGCAUUAGCUACGACUCUGAUGAUGACGAUUGCAAGAGUGUUAUACACUAA
Penicillium brasilianum is the source of this 225-nucleotide messenger RNA. The record is from the annotation of a GenBank genome assembly. Lineage: Eukaryota; Fungi; Ascomycota; Eurotiomycetes; Eurotiales; Aspergillaceae.